This is a messenger RNA of Pipistrellus kuhlii (Kuhl's pipistrelle), 8297 nucleotides long. Its product is annotated as nucleolar and coiled-body phosphoprotein 1-like. The record is from RefSeq and is a predicted model, not a curated record. Lineage: Eukaryota; Metazoa; Chordata; Mammalia; Chiroptera; Vespertilionidae. Bases 762 to 3149 code for a protein of 795 amino acids. Gene Ontology annotation, cellular component: nucleolus; nucleoplasm. The transcript has 4 exons. Gene Ontology annotation, molecular function: protein binding.
GAGGAGAUGGAAGAUUUGAGUGAUCCAGUGGAAAUAGGGCUUCCCUCUGAGAGCAUAUUUGCCACCUACUGACCAUACUGAACUUUUUACAGUGUUGCAACAUAAAAAUUAUGUGAUUGCAAAUAGACUGAACUGCAGAACAACUGAACAACCAGUUGCUAUGACUUGGACUGACCACCAGGGGGCAUGAGCAGAACAUGACGGCCCGUCGGCAGCAGGCAGCAGAGUGCAGAAUAAGGCAGGCGUCAGCCGUGGCGGGAUGGUGGAGCAGAUGGUGAUAUUUGUGCUUCGCAUCUCAGCCUGGUGGCCUGACCUUGACUCCUGAAUUCUGUGAUCCCUCCACAACUGCAAGUCAUUCUCAUACAAAAUUUUGAGUUUACCUAGUUGACAUCUUUGAGAAUUUUGGAACAAUAUGCAAGUUCAAGUCAACAUCAUGUUGUCUUGCUGACUAGCUCUUGUGAUGAGACCAACAUUUUUGUUGCUUGCCCCUACCCUUGUUCUUUCUUGUCUGUUGCUCCUUCUGCAGCUGUCAGUCACACACGUGUAGUCAUGCAAAAGCUGUUUUGUCCUUUUUUAUUUUUCAGGUGAAUGUUGUCAUUUGUUUCUCAGAUAUUCCAAAUUAGUGCUAUGUACCACUCAGUGAUAUAAAACAGUCACUAAUUGUAAAUUUACAUAUGUUUGGGUAAGAAGAGCCUCCAACCAAAAAAGCAAAAACGUAGGGGAUAGGAAUAAAUGCAAGACGAGUGAAGAGGGCAACAAAGAUGAUGUCUAUUGCAAACAAAAUACUUGAUAACAAUGGAACCAAGACCUCUAGGGUGGGCUCCGCCCCGACCUCGCUGGGUUCCCGAGUUCCUGAGUCGUGUGCAUCGGCAGCGGUAGUGACACGUAUUGCCCGGAGGAUGGAGGACACCGGCUUACCCCGUGUGGUUCCCAGCGACCUGUAUCCCCUUGUGCUCGGCUUUCUGCGCGAUAACCAACUCUCAGAGGUGGCCAAGAAGUUCGCCAAGGCAACAGGCACUACCCAGCAGGAUGCCAAUGCCUCUUCCCUCUUGGAGAUCUAUAGCUUCUGGCUCAGUAGAUCCACCAAGGCUCCAAAGCAGAAAUUACAAGCAAAUGUACCUGGACCAGUGACUGAGAAGGCUAAAAAGAAGACUUCAUCCAGUGAUAGCAGUGAAGACAGCAGUGAGGAGGAGAAAGCCCAAGGGCCUCCAGCUAAGGAAGUUUCUGUACCUGCCAAGCGUGCCAGUCUCCCUCAGCAUCCUGGAAAGGCUUCAGGCAAUGCAUCAGAGAGCAGCAGCAGUGAAGAAUCCAGUGAUGAAGAGGAGGAAGAGGAGGACAAAAAGAAAAAGCCUGUCCAGGGAGUUAAGCCCCAAACCAAGGUGGUCAAAACUCCUCCUAAGAAGACCGAGAGCUCUGAUUCUGAUUCUGACUCAAGCUCAGAAGAUGAGGCACCAAAGAGCCAGAAGCCAAAGACAACACCCGUGGCGGCAAAAGCUCAGGCUAAAGCCCCAGCCAAACCAGGCACACCCACUCGAGCAGCACCUAAAGUAGCAAGUGGCAAAGCAGCUAGCAGUAGUAGCAGCAGCAGCAGCAGCAGUAGCAGCAGCGAUGACUCAGAGGAGGAGAAGGCAGCAGCCAUCUCUAAGAAGACUGUGCCUAAAAAGCAAGUAGUGGCCAAGGCUCCAGUGAAAGCUGCCACCCCUACCCAAAACAGUUCCAGCAGUGAGGACUCCUCGAGUGAGGAGGAGGAAGAGGAGCAGAAAAAGCCCAUGAAGAAAAUACCAGGUUCAUAUAGUUCAGUCCCUCCGCCUUCUGCUCCCCCACCCAAAAAGUCCCUGGGAACCCAGGCUCCCAAGAAAGCUGCAGAGAAGAAACAGCCUGAAGAGAGCAGUGAUGACAGCAGUGAUGAAUCUGAUUCAAGCUCUGAAGAAGAAAAGAAGCCGCCAGCUAAGCCAGUCAUCUCUAAAGCAGCCACUAAACUAGCUCCAGCAAAGAAGGCAGCAGAGAGCUCUUCCGACAGCUCAGACUCUGACAGUUCUGAGGAGGAAGCUCCUGCCAAGCCAGCUAGUGCCACCAAAAAUCCCUCAAGUAGGCCAGCUACCACUCCCAAGCAGCCUGCAGCCAAGACAGCCACAGCUCUCAAGCAGCCUGCAGCCAAGACAGCCACAGAUCUCAAGCAGCCUGCAGCUAAGACAGCCACAGCUCUCAAGCAGCCUGCAGCUAAGACAGCCACAGCUCUCAAGCAGCCUGCAGGCAGUGGCCAGAAGCCUUUGAGCAAAAAGGCUGAUAGCAGCACUAGUGAGGAGGAGAGCAGUUCUAGUGAGGAGGAGGAGGAGGACGACGUGGGGAAUGCGAAGAAGACAGUGACCACCCCUAAGGCCAAGGUGAUGGCCAAAGCAGUGCUAUCUGUGCCUGCCAAACAGGCCUCUCAGGAUGGUGGAAAUAGCAGCUCUGAGUCAGACAGCUCUAGCAGUGAGGAAGAGGAGGAAGAUAAGGCAUCUAAACCCCUAGUUAAAAAGAAGCCACAGAAGACAGCAGGAGCUGUAGCCCCUACCAAGCCAACCUCCACAAAGACAAUAAAGGCCAAGAGCAGCAGCAGUUCUUCAGAUGACUCCAGUGAAGAAGAGGAGGAGGAAGAGGAGAAGCCCAAGGGCAAGGGUACUCCUAAACCACAGGCCCUCAAAACCAAUGACACUGUUGCACCGACUACCCAGAAUGGGAAAGCAGAUAGGAACAGCAACAAGCAGGAGGAAGGAAAGACCAAGGCAGCAGUAGCAGUUUCUAAGCCAGGUUUAGGAAAGAAACGAAAGCAGAAUGAGGCUGCCAUGGAGGCAGAGACUCCUCCAGUCAAGAAGAUAAGUCCCCAGACCCCUAACACAUUUCCAAAAAGGAAGAAAGCAGAAAAAAGGGCAUCAUCCCCGUUCCGAAGGAUCAGGGAGGAGGAAAUUGAGGUGGAUGCUCGAGUGGCAGACAACUCCUUUGAUGCCAAGCGAGGUGCAGCCGGAGACUGGGGGGAACGAGCCAAUCAGGUCCUGAAGUUCACCAAAGGCAAAUCCUUCGGGCAUGAGAAGACCAAGAAGAAGUGGGGCAGUUACCUGGGAGGCUCCAUUUCUGUUCAGGUUAAUUCAAUCAAGUUUGACAGCGAGUGACCUGGGGUGAUCCUAGCAAAGCAGGGUUAAUGAUCCAAGAUUACUUUCCCCAGUGGACCUAGGAGCUCUCAGCUCUAUUAGUGGGGAGGUAUUGGUGAGGUCAGCAGCCUGGAAUAGGUCCGAAGACAUUGUAUCUGAACAUCCUCUCUGGUCCUUUUCUGUGUUUGUAGUUUUGUACAGAUUUGUUUGUGAGUGUUGAGUAGCAAGGACAAGAUAAGGGGGAUGUUCUUUGUAAAUAAAAAUUAGUUUUAGCUGUCACAAAAAAAAAGACCUUUAGGGUGGGUUUUAUUAUGUUAAUAAAUCUAUAAUUCAUACAAUGAAGAAAAAUGAGAAAGCUAAUAAGGCUAGUGAGUUGAGGGACACACAGGAAUAAUUAUGAAAAUGACAUAGAACUUGAAAUGUCAAAAUAGAGGAAAUGUGAAGAGAUUUGUAUUUGUGGAUUCUGAAACAGAGAGGGCUAAAUAGUUCUCUUUCUGUAUAUAUAUAAUCUGCCAGCAAGCAUCCCCCAAAUAUGCAAAUUUAAAUUUCAAUCUAGAUGAAAAGUUAUAACAUUCAUUACAAGUAAUGGGUGGUUGAAUAGGUUUAAUAAAUGCUAUGUCUGUAUGAAAAAAGUAUCUGGCAAAAGAAGGAGAUUAUGAAGCUGCUACAGAAUAUCCUGAAUACCUGGAGAAACUGAUGGAGGAAAAUGGCUAUUUGCCAGAACAGGUAUUCAAAGCUGAUGAAAUAGUCCUAUUCUGGAAGUGCGUACUUAUUUGCACAUCUGUUGAAGAUGAGAAAAAGACCAGCAGUUUCAAGCCUAGAAAAGACAAACUAAAAGAUCUGCUUUGUUCCAAUGUUUGUGGUGACUAUUAAACCCAUGUUGCUUCACAGAUUUCAAAUCCUGUAUCCUCUUAUACGAGAAUGUGAUAAACAUUUUUCUGUCUACGAGAAGAGGAAACCAUAAAAUUUGGACUGAGAACCACCCCUUGUACAGUAAACCCUCAAUUUUGUGGACCUUGAUUUAACAGACUUCAAAUUUUACGGACAAAUGUCCUGUUCGUAUGUUAUAUGUGAAAAUUAUCACCCUGUCAAUUUUAAAAUGCUUUAAACCAAGAUUUGCUUAUAGUUAAAUUAACAGGGAUGUUUUGUUAUUAAUUCACUGUCAUUUUUAACAAAUUUUAGCAAAUAGGCCAUAUGUUCAAAAAUACAUUGUAGUAAUUUCACCAACAUAAAUAAAUAUUACAUAUCUACAGCUAUAUUCUACACAUUUAAAUCUAAGAGUCACUUUGGUGAAUAAUAUUCAGUGACUGAUUAGUAUGUGAUCGCACCGCAUCACAUACUGUAAUGGGUUCUGUUGUCAAGUGGCAUGACUUUCUGUAGCAGUUUUUUUUUUAAAUGUAUCUUUAUUGUUGCGAGUAUUACAGAUGCCCCCAUUUGUAGCACUUUUAAUGAGUGAUGGCUGGUUUUCUGAAGUAAGCUAAGCCUUGCCCCAACUGUGUUCAUUUGUUUACUCCUGGUGACUAGUGAAUGUACCCAUAUACUAGAUCUAUUCAGUAUAAAUUUAAAAUUACAAUAAUACAUAUAGAAAAGUUUUCUGUGAAAUUAAACUUUUCAUACAUACUUAGUUUUAAUUACACAAAUGUAUCUACCAGUACUUAAGUAAAAAACAGUUAAACUAAUUUGCCAUUUUUUAAACAAAUGCACUUGGAAAACCUACUUUAUUAUAUAAGACUUUUGGCUUUCAAGGUCACUCCCUCACCCAAAUUAGUCUGUUAUAUCGAGGUCUUACUGUAUUUGUUCUUAAUGUGUUUUGUUCCUGAUGUUAAACAAUAUUUAAACUAAAAUAUAUAUAUCUUAAAUAAAAAGUGUUGCUUAUUCUGGACACUGUUCCCCUUGGCAAAAGUAUAAUAGUAAAUUCUGAUCCUUGUGAUAAGGUCAUCUCCAUCUCCCCCAUUAUCACUACCCUACUUCAAUCCAUGCAUCUGGGAGUAAAAAAUGUUCAUGAUGUGCUAUAUUCAGUGUGUGUUUGACUACCUUGCAGAUCUUAAGAGAGAGACACAAAAACUUACUGUGAAAAAAGCUUGGCAAAAUUUCUGCUUUGUAACACUUAAAAAGUAGAAGAAGCAGUGAGAGUAGUAAAUGAUCGACCCUUAAGGGAGCUUGGCAGAAACUUUGGAAUGAGGUUGUAACUGAUUCUGCAAGUUUCCUUCCAGUGGUAGAAGAAAUCGAAAAUAUUUUAUUGUCUGCAAAACCUUUAGGUGGUAAAGGAUUUAAAGACAUUGAAUUAGGUGAUGUUGCUGAACUGUUAGAUUCUCACUGUUGGAAGAUAUUUGAGAAAAAUUUCAGAGAUGUGGUCACAUUGAAAGUUGAUAAAAGAGGUAGGUUAUUAUGCAGAACUGCAAGAAUGUUGAAGUAGCUAUACUGCAAAUGGAAAUGUCUCCAUGAUUCAGAGGAAAAUCCUUCGGUGGAAUAUUUACUGACCUCCAGGGGAAAAGAGAUCGGUUCAAGUCAUUCAAACCUAUUCCACAAACGGCAGGCAGAAAGGCUGUGCGCAGAAAUGUGAACUCUGGGAUUGAGAAUCUGAUCAGAGCCGAUGAUAUGGUGAUCCAGGUGCCAGAGGAUGAAAGUGGAGAAGACAGAGCUUAUUUAUCUGCAGACAAAAUUUGAUUUUCUCAAUUCUUUCAUCUCACUACUGUGAUGACCAGCAUUUUCAUUAAUGCAUGAUUGUCCUCACCUUGAGAUCAGAGUGAAAUAGGAAUUAAUUGUCCAAUAAUCACUAUUGCUAAUGUAAAUUUAGUAAAAUGUCAUCAAAAUUCACUUUACCUGGUGUUUUAUUUCAGUGAACAAACCAAUUAUCUGAGCUUUAAUAAUACUCCUUUCCUUGAUCAAUUUUUUCCCCCCAAAGCUCAUAAAUUCUUUCAGUACAAAUUCCCUUGCAAUGAGGGUUUUAGGAAUCAAUUCCAGUACCUAGGGAAGGGGCUACUCUACUUGGUUGGACAACUUGAUUUUAUACUCUUGAACCUGAAAUAUAUUGUAAUUCUCUUUAAGCCUAACUUUCUAUCUCAACAAAAUUUAUCCAAACCAUCUCAUUUUAAGUAGUUUGAUAUAAAUUAAUUUGUUUUUCAGCAAUUAUAUAUGUUUGGUCUAGGCGGAGACCUUCUGGACAAAGUCAGGGCUGCGAGGGAAGCCCGGGUCCCGGAUGUCAGAGGGAAGCUAGUGCCAGCAGCCGGGAGAAGGAAGGCCUACCCUUGCACGAACUCCGUACAUUGGUCCUCUGGUGUAUUUAUAAUGGACUAGAGGUCAAGUGUACAAAAUUUGUGCACUGGUAGGGUCCAUAGACCUGGCCGGUGAUCAGGGCCAAUCAGGGCCUUCCUUCCCUGCCUGCCAGAUGCUGGCUGGGGCCUUCCUUCGUUCUGCACUGCCCCCUGGUGGUCAGGACAUGUCAUAGUGAAAGAUUCUAUUCUUAUAUCUGGUCUUCCUAGUGAUUUGAAUAGUUGAAUAUCCUCAAAAAAAAAAAAAAGUAUUGAUACUUCUUCCCUAAAUGUGUUAGAAAUCCAGUAAUUCCCCAAUCCCUGCAGCAUAAAGGUCUGAAUUAUAGCUUAUCUAUAUCUGAGCUUGAAGUGAUCAGAGGAAAGGUAAAAAAAAUAAUACAGACAUUUAAAGGGCUUGCUUGCAUAGUUACAGUUGAAAUGACACAUUCCUUAACAAAUUCAAAAGAGGCAGAUGAGAGUUGGAACAUUUCUUAUAGGUUAUUCUAGAGCUAGUGACUUGUCAUAGUGCCAGAGAAGGUUAUUCUCUUGCUCUAAGCCACAAUUAUUCUUAAUACUUAGUGCAAUUCAAAAAUCUUGAUGGGGAGCUUUGGGGUAAAAAUACAAAUUUUGGGACCUGUUUCUAGGUAUGCUGAAUCAUGAAUUGAGCCAGCAUCUGUAUAGUUUGAAAGUUUCUCAAGUGAUAUUUUUGCAUAGUCAGGAUGGCAAACCACUGUUCUACAUCUAAACAGAAUUAUAAUAGAAAAUAUAAUGCAAAUAGUAUGGGCCCAGUAGUUAGGUAACCUCAAUUUCAAGUUUCUGCUCUGUCACUAGGCAAAUGGACAGUCUUAGUCAAAUCACCUUACUCUUAUGUGCCAAAUGAGAGAAUAGGACCACUUGGUCCCUAAGAUUCUUCUAUCUCUGACAUUGUUAUCUUUAUAGAAAGGUAUCAACAUCAUUGGUUGAUUUUUGUGAGUAACUAAGCCCUUUCAUAUAGACCAAGUAGUAGUGUUACUGUCUUAUGUUCUUGUUAUUUUAAACAUUGUGUUUAUGAUUUAAGCUUUAUCACAUUUUAGUCCCUCCCAGAAAAGAGCAUUAGACAUAGAUGCCAUGGGAAAGAAAAAGAAAAAAGAAAAAAAAGGGAAACAAACAUAGCAUAAACUUCCUAGAAGAAAAGAUAGAGAGUACCUCCUUUGAGUUUCUUUUUAUGAUAAUUACUGUUUUUCUUCUGAGUUACAGGAUUUGGGGAAAAUAAUGAAUAAAUAUUUUGAUUAAUACACUUUAGCAUUUUGUAUUUAUUGCUUUCAUAAGCCAAAACAGAGAACUCUAUAUGGUUACUAUUUCAAGGUUCCAUGGAAUUUGGCAUAGUCUUAAUCAUUUUAAAGUUAAGGCUAGUCCCCAAAAUUGAAAUUUGAUAUUUCUUUUAGUAUCUGUAGAGCUUGAGUGGAAAGAAUCUUUCUGCUGUUGAAUGACUCGGGUAAAAUUUUGUAUUCAAUAUUAUGAAGUGCAUGGAAUUUCCCUCCUUUCCAGACAUAUUUAACAACUGGCAAAAAGACAAAAAAGGGGGUAUGGAGAAAAGGCAGCCCAGGUUACUGAAAUUUGUAUAAAAUGUUAGAAAACUGGCAGUACAUUUGAAAAGAGCCUUUUGUUUGUUUAAAAUAAAAAUACAGAGAAGGCUCUUUAAUCUGAACAUUAGAUUACAUGACUGCCAUUACCUGAAUGCUAAUAAAGGGCUUCUACAUUGUGUAUAGUCUAAAAGAGUGUGAGUCAUGUUUGUGUUGUGAAAUGCAUUGAUCACUGAACUUCACAUAGUAUUAUUACCUUUUAAUGGCCUUUGAAAUCAGUGUAUUCUGGUUGUUUAUCUGAGAAUUUAGAAAUAUGAUGUGCUAUGAACAAAGUGUAUAUGUUCUUGGAAAGAAUA